Molecule: messenger RNA, 2807 nt
Organism: Anopheles darlingi
Lineage: Eukaryota; Metazoa; Arthropoda; Insecta; Diptera; Culicidae
Exons: 12
Coding region: 10-2793 (927 amino acids)
Biological process (GO): proteolysis
Molecular function (GO): serine-type endopeptidase activity
Source: RefSeq, a predicted model, not a curated record
UGUCCAAGGAUGGCAGCAAUCGCAACUAGAACGCUCUGCGUACAGCUGUUUCUUUUUAUUGUGAUGCAGUACGUCGGAUUCGUUUUAUCAUUAGACCCCAUUACAUCGCGACUGCAGGAAGACCUGAACGAUGCUUUCUUGCCCAACGUCCGUGAAGCGAUCGAUGACUGUCACCUGAGGUACUAUAAACUUGGAAAAGCUCUGGAUCCUAAACCAGCGUUCGGUAGGCCAGCCUAUUUGCGUGAGUUUGCGCACAUGGCAGCGAUUGGCUGGACUGCGAGUGAUGGCAAAAUCCGUUGGGACUGCGGCGGAUCGUUGAUAUGGGAGAACUACAUACUUACUGCAGCUCAUUGUGCGGCGAAUGAUGACAACACUCCCCCCGAUGUGGUUCGCCUUGGAGAUAUCAACCUAUACGACGACUCUGACGAUCAGUAUGCACAGCAGCUGAAGAUCGUCGAAAUUGUACGUCAUCCUGAGCAUCGAUUUAGCUCACGCUACCAUGAUCUUGCCCUCCUGCGACUGGAAAAGAACGUCACUCUACAUGAUACAGUAGCACCGGGAUGCCUCUGGAACGAUGAGAAUGAAAUACCUUUCCCUACAAUGGAAGCUACUGGUUGGGGAGCAACGGGAUUCGCUGAAAAGUCUACUCCGAUCCUUCUGAAAGUGUCACUCGGAGUAAUCAAAACCGAGGAAUGCAAUAAGUACUAUAAGGUUGGUGAUCGUGGAUUGAAGCAAGGACUCACGAACUACCAUUUAUGUGCCGGUGAUGUCAAAAUGGAUACUUGUCCCGGAGACUCCGGUGGGCCCCUGCAAAUGAAGCUGCUGCACAAUGGCAAGAUGACUCCAUUCGUUGUGGCCGUUACUUCGUUUGGGAGUAUAUGCGGUCAAUCGAUUCCAGGCGUUUACAUGAAGGUAGCACAUUAUAUUCCCUGGAUAAGUGCAGAGCUUGCGAAACGUGGAGAGAUCAUAAAAGAUUGGAGUUUCAAGCCCUAUGCUUGCGCACUACGUUACGUCCGUCUGAGAGAGUAUGAAGACGAUGUUAUAAAAAAAGACUCGAGUACCUUGGAAGGUGUGGACUCCAGCAAGGCGCAUAUGGACAUACGUAAUUCGACUCAAACUGUCUCGAUUCACUGGCCAGUUGGAAGCCCGUCUGUACCCAAAAACUGUAACGGGGUAGUGAUUGAUGAGGACACCGUAGUUACACUGGCCCGUUGCGCCAUCGCUGGAAGAAUCCAACCUUCACACAUCAUGCUUAAGGACACUCGGAACGAUAUCGUUCGUGUUCACCGGCAUCCUGGUUACAGACCAAACUCCUUCUACAAUGACAUCGCGGUUUUAAAAGUAAAGGAUAGGUUCAAAUUCUCCACUGAUUUCGUACCGGCGUGUAUUUGGAGUGCGUAUAAGCUACCCGAUCUACAGUUCUACGUUACUGGACAAGGCCGUUAUGAUUUGAAUCAAUUUGAUUAUCCCUUUAAUCCUACAAUCAACAUUGACCCAACAAUCGUUCAGCUAUCACCUAGGGCCAAUAUCGUGGUCAACGAAACAUGCUCAGUACCAGAGGAAUACCAUAGCGGACUUAGCCGUGGUGUAACAACGGAGCAUCUGUGUUUUCGAAAUAAGCCCUUCUUAGUGCCGGACUCUUGUGAAAUGUUAUACGGAGCACCACUGAGACGAAACAUUUGGCGGUUGGGACGUCACUUCGAGCACAUCUAUGCGCUGAAUCUAUUGGGCAAAGACUGUGGUUUUGGCCGAGCGGCACUUGGGACCCGAUUCGGCUAUCACUCCGAAUGGCUCAAGUCGGUGUUACUACCUAACUAUCGUACAAAAAUGGACACGGUUCAGUUACUGAAUAAGAAACUGGGUAACUUUGCCCAUUGCACGGGAACAGAUGGAAGUACCGGUCUGUGCGUAAGCAUUGCUCGAUGUCCAAUAGUACGCUAUGAUGUGCAAGCGAAUCGUAGUGUUCAGUUGUGCAAUGGCAAAGACAUUGUGUGCUGUCCAUAUGAUAACAUACGAAAUGUAACGAGAGUAAGCAUUGCGGCCUCUGAGUUGGAUGAUUGUGAAAGCCGCUACAAACAGUUCCACGAAUUGUAUGAACCAUAUCAACCAAAUAUUAAUAUCAAUACAGGAUAUCAAUAUUACCAUACGGUAUACUUCGGAUGGCAAACCAAGGAUGGCAGGAUGAAAUGGAAAUGCUCUGGUACACUGAUCACUCGCAGUGUCGUUGUAACUACUGCUUAUUGCCUGUUGGCAAAUGGUACUAUCCCGACGGUGGUAAAUAUCCCUGAGGCUAGUCCCAAUGCUACUUUGGGGCUCCCGAAGCCUAUUAGUAUUAAGGAGGUGAUCAUCCAUCCGGGCUACAAUGCAAGUGCUCUUCAGAACAAUAUUGGUCUGGUGCGCUUGGAGCAACCAAUCGUUCCGACGGCGCGUAAAUACCCGAUCUGUUUGUGGCAGAACGAGACGCACACACCACUUCAGCUGUACCGGAAAGUGGUAGACGUGUCAAGUGAACACAUUGAAAGGAACUUUCCCAAGUACAACUCCGAUUGUACACAAGAUCUACGUCAGCUUGGUAGACGGGAUCUUCAGUGGAACGAACUGUGCACCGACAUCGACGGUAUACCACUACGCAGUAUUUCCGGAGGAACACUCGUCUGGUAUCACAGAAACCCAAAGGACAACUCUACAACCCACUAUCUGGUAGGUAUUGUUAGUUCUGAUGUGCCGGCCAAACAACUGGGAAUACACGUUAGAAUCUCAUCCUUUAUCGGGUGGAUCAAGAGUAUCGUAUAGCAAUAAUAGUCUGC